AUGGAUAGGAUUAAAGAGGGGAACGAAAGUAGCCGAACUCGGCAUUCGGUUGUGGCGCUAGCAAUCAAAGGGAACAAGAAAAGCAAGUAUGUGGUACAAUGGACACUUAACAAGUUUGUGCCUGAGGGAAUGAUUAUCUUCAAGUUGAUUCAUGUUCAUGCUGGUAUAACCGGGGUUCCUACACCAAUGGGUAAUUAUCUCCCAAUUUCACAAGUGCGUAAUGAUGUAGCGGCUGCUUACAAAAAGGAAAUGGAGUGGAAGACACAUCAAAUGCUUCUACCUUUUAAGAAAAUGUGCGAGCAAAGAAAGGUUCAUGUAGAUCUUGUAGUAAUUGAAUCGGAUGAUGUGGCAUCCGCCGUGGCAGAGGAAGUAACUAAGGACGCGAUAACCAAGUUAGUCGUCGGAGCUUCAUCUGGCGGCUUAUUCAAAAGUAAACAUAAGGGUAUGUCUGCAAAAAUUUCGGCAUGUACUCCGAGAUAUUGUACGGUAUAUGCUGUUUCGAAAGGAAAUCUGUCCAUACGGCCGUCAGAUAUGCAGAUUGAUGAAAGCAUUACCGAUGACACGAGUGAAAUCAGUUUUUCCUCGAGCAGCUCAUCGAACUACACUUCUACCACUCAGACAGAUUCUGGCUCGGUUGCAUCGUAUGCUGCUUUACAUUCCUCUUCUUUGGCAACACAACGAUUUCAAGCUCUUUCAAGUUUGAAUCAGACACUUCUAAACACAACUCCGGGUUCGAAUGAAAUUAUUCAUUCUAGAGGCCAGUCCAUUGAUCUUGGAAGAGAGAAUGUUGCUACGAGUUCUGCUAGAAAUUCAGAUUUUGGUCGCGCUUUGAGCCGGGCCUCUAGUUACAGAAGCGUUGCUUCAGAUACUGAAUCGUGGGUCACUGGUCAAAAUUCUGUUAAGGGCUCGCCACUAGCCUCUAGACUUUCGUCGCCUAAUAGACAGGAAAAUUUUAACCUUGAACUGGAAAAGUUGAGAAUUGAACUAAGACAUGCCCAGGGAAUGCAUGCGGUAGCUCAAACCGAGAACAUCGAUGCAUCACGCAAGCUAAGUGAAUUAAGCAAGAGGAGAUCAGGAGAGUCCAUGAAAAUGAAGGAGAUUAUUGCUAAGGAGGAGUUGGCUAAGGAAUUAGCAAGACAAGAAAUGGAGAAAUACGAAGCUGCGGCAAGAGAAGCUGCGUAUUUGAAAGAGUCUGUCGAACGAGAAGCUUCAGAAAGAAAAGAAACAGAAUUGAAAGCUAUCCGUGCUGCAAAAGAGAAAGAAAAGCUAGAGGAUGCUCUAAGUGGUUCGACGCCUCAGUACCGAAAGUUUACGUGGGACGAAAUAGUUUUAGCUACUUCGUCUUUCUCUGAAGACUUGAGAAUCGGAAUGGGUGCGUACGGAAUGGUGUAUAAGUGCACUUUGCAUCACACAACUGUCGCUGUUAAAGUUCUCCACUCGGCCGGAAUCAGCCAAAGCAAGCAAUUCCAGCAGGAGUUAGAGAUAUUGAGCAGAAUUCGUCAUCCAAACUUGCUUCUUCUUCUCGGUGCAUGUCCCGAUCACGGAUGCCUUGUGUACGAAUACAUGGAGAACGGUAGCUUGGAGGAUAGACUAUUUCAGAAAAACAGUACCACCGCAAUCCCGUGGUUUGAUAGGUUUCGAAUCGCUUGGGAAAUCGCGUCAGCUCUUUCCUUUCUUCACAGCUCAAAGCCGCAACCUAUCAUCCACCGCGACUUGAAACCAGCAAACAUCUUGCUUGGUGGUAACCUUGUCAGCAAGAUUGGCGAUAUCGGUCUUUCAACAAUCCUCGACUCAGAUGAUUUAUCUACGAUGUAUAAAGACACGGCGCCUGUCGGAACACUCAGCUACAUCGAUCCUGAGUAUCAAAGGAGCGGUUUAAUAUCUACGAAAUCCGAUGUUUAUGCUUUCGGAUUAGUGAUGUUACAGCUGUUGACAGCAAAACCAGCGACAGCGCUCACUCACGUGGUUGAAACAGCAAUAGAAGGCGGUAACUUAACCGAUAUAUUGGAUCCAAAAGCAGGAUCAUGGCCAUUUCAAGAGACAUUAGACUUGGCUCGACUAGCAUUAAGUUGCGCUGAGCUUCGACGUAGAGACCGACCAGAUUUGUUAGAACAUGUGCUUCCCGCGCUGGAGAAGCUGAAAGAAGUUGCUGAUAAAGCUCAUCAUUCUUCUUCAAUGGUUACUAUUAAACCUAAACCUCCAAACCAUUUCAUCUGUCCUAUACUUCAGGAUGUGAUGGACGAUCCCUGCGUUGCUGCAGACGGAUACACGUAUGACCGAAAAGCGAUUGAAAAAUGGCUUGAAGAGAAUGAGAAAUCACCAAUGACAAACAUGGCUUUGCCUCAUAAGUUUUUAAUUCCUAAUUACACACUUUUAUCAGCAAUUUUGGAGUGGAAGUCCAAAGAAAUAUGA
This is a messenger RNA of Lathyrus sativus (Indian pea), 2412 nucleotides long. The record is from the annotation of a GenBank genome assembly. NCBI's taxonomy places the organism in Eukaryota, Viridiplantae, Streptophyta, Magnoliopsida, Fabales, Fabaceae.